This is a messenger RNA of Plasmodium fragile, 462 nucleotides long. RefSeq lists its product as uncharacterized. The record is from RefSeq and is a predicted model, not a curated record. Gene Ontology annotation, molecular function: snoRNA binding. Gene Ontology annotation, cellular component: nucleolus; preribosome, small subunit precursor; cytoplasm. Lineage: Eukaryota; Apicomplexa; Aconoidasida; Haemosporida; Plasmodiidae. Gene Ontology annotation, biological process: rRNA processing. The transcript has 2 exons. The coding region runs from base 1 to 462 and encodes 153 amino acids.
AUGCAGAAGAAUUAUGGGCACAAAAAAAGAAAAAAAAGAAAAAGAAAAAAAAAGGAAGAAAAAAACGAGCAGCUCGAUGCGCUGGUCCAAAAGUGCUACGAAACGGUUGGAGAAGAACUGGCCCACUACAAGAAGGGCAAGUUACACAGGGCGUUAACCGUUCUGGUCAAAUCGCCAAGAUGGUUCGACCUGCUCCUACUAACCAAGCCGAAAAGGUGGACCACGCAAGCUACUUUUGAAGUUACUAGACUUUUCUCAUCAGGAUUGAAGGAAAAGGAAGUGUGUAUAUACUACGAGUUUAUUCUGCUUCCGAUCAUUCUUGACAAUAUCGAGAGGAACAAGAAGCUAGAGACGUUUUUGUACAAAACGCUGAUUAAAGCUUUGUACAAAUCGAAGGCCUGGAUGAGGGGGAUGCUGUAUCCCCUUCUGCGUCGGGUAGGUCUGAGUUUGUAUAAAUGUUAG